Molecule: messenger RNA, 660 nt
Organism: Cynocephalus volans (Philippine flying lemur)
Lineage: Eukaryota; Metazoa; Chordata; Mammalia; Dermoptera; Cynocephalidae
Gene: C5H6orf52
Product: chromosome 5 C6orf52 homolog
Exons: 5
Coding region: 1-498 (165 amino acids)
Biological process (GO): selenocysteine incorporation
Cellular component (GO): nucleus
Molecular function (GO): tRNA binding
Source: RefSeq, a predicted model, not a curated record
AUGGCCGGACGGGAGAGUUUUGCAGGUUUUGGCAUAGUUCAACAAAAUAACUAUUACUGCUACUGGCAAAGAGUGAAGCCAGAUUUCCAGCCCCGCCAGGGUUACCACUGUGGCAACUGCUAUGACCAACAGCACAGCUCUUACCCUCUUUCUGGUUAUCGCUAUGGUUGUGCUGUGGAUGGAAAAGGACACGAGUUGCUUUCUGCACAUGAGACCCCUCAACACCCAGCUGGAACUUCGAUUAUGCCUGAGGAAACUACAACUCAGGCUGGAAACCAAGAUGAAGACCCACUAGAAGAUUCAAUCUGUCCAUUUUUCUCCAUCUCCUUCACCAUCGAGAUGCUCUUUGAACCUGAUCCAAAUCUUCAUUUGAAUAUUGAGGAAUUAAACCAAGAGUUUAUGGUGAAAAGUGAAGAACUCUAUGACGCUCUCAUGAAUUGUCACUGGCAGCCUCUGGAUACAGUUCACUCUAAAAUCCCAAAGGAGACCCCAAAGUGAAGUAAGGUGUUCAUGAAGCUCCCCAACUAUCAUAUUAAUUGUAUCCUGUUUUGUUUUUUGGGGGAAAAAUUUUUUUCCAAGAAUUUACUGGGUUCUGUAUGUAAAUACAAACUUGAAGGAUUUAAAUGUGAUUUACAUGACAGAACAUAAUGUAAAUAAACU